AUUUUGGCCAUUAUAAAUUUUGCAGAAGCUCGCAGAAGUCGCAACAAAUAAGGAGAGCGGUGAAAAAAUGUAAUCUGAAUCGCUCGUGCUCAACAAAAUAUGCUAUUUUUUGACUAAGGUACAUCAAACCAAGCUUUGUACCUUAACUCUGACAGCAUGGAUCUUGGGGAUGGUAGCUCAAGCCAUACCCUCAUGCCGCAAUCUACAAGCUCCACUGGUCUCUUCAACUACUCGGGGUUUGAAGACGAUGUGACCAAGGAGUCCUCACACCUGUCUGUGGAUGCUGGUAGUUUUCCGUCAAGUAAUGGCGCCAACAUGACCAGUAGCCUGAGCCAGUCUAUGACCAACCCUGAGAUCAUCACGGACAUCUCACAAGUUGAGAUUCUUCAGCAAGAUAAUUCCCAAGAUGCUCCAGAGGCCAACAAAGAAGAGACGACAAAAAGCAAACCUGGUUGGACUAAGGGCAAGAAGCGACGGAGGUUGAAGGACGUCAACGCCCCGCGAGCUCCGCUGACCGGCUACGUCCGCUUCUUGAAUGACCGACGGGAUAAAGCGAGGGCUGACAACCCUAACAUGUCGUUCGCCGAGAUCACGCGCAUGCUGGGCAAGGAAUGGACAACACUGUCACAGAGUGAGAAACAGUGCUAUCUUGACGAGGCAGAUAAAGAUAAGGAAAGAUACGUCAAGGAGCUGGACCAGUACCAGCAGACAGAGGCCUACAGAGUCUUCACAAAGAAACAACAGGAGAGGAAAAAGAAGGGAGAAGCAGGGGAGGAGGGUGAGACCCAGACCAACGGAACCGGACUAGAGUACACAGACGAAAUUCGGAUGGAUGACGAGUUACCAGGUUUUGACGUUCCCAUUUUCACUGAAGAAUUCCUCAACUACAACAAAUCUCGUGAGAAUGAGCUACGCCAGCUCCGCAAGUCCACGACGGAGUACGAAGAGCAGAACGCCAUCCUCCAGAAACACAUCGACAACAUGAAGGCUGCCAUCUCCAAGCUAGAGACAGAGGCUGUGCAGCAGCGGAACACCAACAUGACGCUGCAGCAACACCUGCAGGCGCUGCGGGUCUCUCUGACCACAAGCUUUGCUGUCAUCCCCCUCCCUGGAUCAGAAGAGACCCCAACUUUGGCCACCAUCGACACCUACAUGAACAAGCUGCAUCAGCUGAUUCUGGACUCCCCACAGGAAAAUGCCAAUCUCAUUGCCAUGGUCAGGGAGAUUGUAGGCAAACUGGACCUACAGAGUGAUCCCAAGUUAUGACCUUCAUAUGUCAACCGAUAUGCAACAGGAUCUGCCAAUCAAGUCUAUCCGCUCCCUGUCUCUUCGUUUUUAAUUUGAUGUUUCUGACCAGUUGCCAGUUUCGUGGUGCUGCUUAUUACAGCAAGCGUAUGGACUCCAUGCGCAGACAGUAGAGGGCGCUUUUUGACCACAUAUAAAAGCUCCAGUGGAGGGACACAUUGCGGGCGCGUACUGUUUUGCAUGUUUAUGGCGCGAAGUACGCACGAUUAUUUUAAUUUUUUUUACAAUUUAAAUUGUAAAUGUACGCAAAACAGUGGUAUCUCCCAACUCGACUUUUGUGAUCAUUGAAAGGGGUACUUGUGCACAAAUCCAUAGCGAAAAGAGUCGCGCAACCAUUUAGUAUAUUUUGUGGCUUAAAGAAGUGAA
Patiria miniata (bat star) is the source of this 1671-nucleotide messenger RNA. It is a transcript of the gene hmg20a, whose product is annotated as high mobility group protein 20A-like. The coding region runs from base 157 to 1266 and encodes 369 amino acids. Lineage: Eukaryota; Metazoa; Echinodermata; Asteroidea; Valvatida; Asterinidae. Gene Ontology annotation, biological process: regulation of gene expression. The transcript is spliced from 10 exons. The record is from RefSeq and is a predicted model, not a curated record. Gene Ontology annotation, cellular component: nucleus.